Messenger RNA from Hypoxylon trugodes, 270 nucleotides. RefSeq lists its product as uncharacterized. The coding region runs from base 1 to 270 and encodes 89 amino acids. The record is from RefSeq and is a predicted model, not a curated record. NCBI's taxonomy places the organism in Eukaryota, Fungi, Ascomycota, Sordariomycetes, Xylariales, Hypoxylaceae. The transcript is spliced from 3 exons.
AUGCUUUUCAACACGAAGACCAUACUCUCAGCCGUGACUCUCCUCAUGGCCAAUCAGGCCAUGGGAGCCAUCGCUGGAACUCAAGUCCAAGAGGCUCGUGCUGUGGCCACUGCCACCGACCCAAACCUCGCAUGCAACUGCCCCAACAACUGUGACUACGGUCCGGGCCAUAGUUGCGCAUACUACACCGACCCUUCAAACAGUCGAAACACAGCUAAAGGAACAUGCCAAGAAGAAAACGGAAGCUUGACCUGCGUGGUCAACUCUUAG